AUGUUUCACCAAGGCAGAAAAACGUUGAGCGAUCCACCUGAAGGUCUUGACCACCCGGUCGAUACAUUAAUGAAUGAUGAAUUCGGAGAAGAGUACAAGCAAGACCGAGGGGGCGGAGGCGGAGGCAAGGACGACCGUGACAAGGACGACAAAAGCGAGAACAAGGAGGUGAAGAAGCAUGAGGAUGACGACAACAACAGUGACGAUGAUCAGCUGCUGCUACCAGAAAGCCUGCCAACAAAUGGUCUGAAUAUCGGUGGUGGUGUCGACGUUGAGUGUCUAGUGCAGAUUCGAGAUGAGGCCGUCUAG
Fusarium venenatum is the source of this 309-nucleotide messenger RNA. The record is from RefSeq and is a predicted model, not a curated record. Lineage: Eukaryota; Fungi; Ascomycota; Sordariomycetes; Hypocreales; Nectriaceae.